Messenger RNA from Spodoptera frugiperda (fall armyworm), 1242 nucleotides. RefSeq lists its product as uncharacterized. Gene Ontology annotation, molecular function: odorant binding; olfactory receptor activity. NCBI's taxonomy places the organism in Eukaryota, Metazoa, Arthropoda, Insecta, Lepidoptera, Noctuidae. Gene Ontology annotation, biological process: sensory perception of smell; detection of chemical stimulus involved in sensory perception of smell. The record is from RefSeq and is a predicted model, not a curated record. Gene Ontology annotation, cellular component: plasma membrane. The coding region runs from base 52 to 1221 and encodes 389 amino acids. The transcript has 5 exons.
UUUAGUUAAGAACCAGACGUCGAUCCUACUUACAUCAAGACACUAGGCAAUAUGGCAGACAAAUUCGAAAAAACCUUAAAAUUGUUCCUUAUCCCUAUGAGACUGCUGUCAAGUCCCGAAGCUCCAAUAACCUUUAAAUGGUUCAUUCGAUACAUAUCAGGCUUCAUCAUAUUCACCCUUCUAGCAAUUGUUAUGAUCUACAACACAUACAUAAGUGUGAAAAACCGUGUCUUUUUCGAAGCUUGCCGAAAUAUGACUUUAAGUCUUACGUAUUUCGGUUGCUGUUUGAAUAGCAUGCUCUCGUUCUGGCAUAGACGGUCGUUGAAAACACUCCUGGAGACCAUUAGGAAUGAUUAUAAAAUGGCCGAUCAGUUGCCUCCGGAAGAACAGCUGAUCUUCGAAGAUUAUGAUCGCAAAAAGAAUUUGAUGUGCAAGAUAUGGUUUCAUCUUUUCACUCUUUCUUUGUUUCUAUUCGUUUUCAAAGCUCUCACUUUGAUGUUUUAUUACUAUUUCAUUGGGGAGUUUAGAUUGGUGCAUUUGUAUGAACUGACGUACCCAGAUUAUAUAGAGAAGAGAAAAGGAGAAUUGGUCAUAUAUUUGAUCAUAUUUUUUUGUGUUUUUCUUUAUGGUGUUAUAUCUGGUCUUGGCUUUGUAAGUUUUGUGCCUUAUGGGACGACGUGCAUGCUUCACGCGUGUGGACAUCUGGAAAUAGCUAGGAAGAGAAUCGAUGCGUUGUUCACCGGUGAUCCGAGAUAUGUGAAUGAUAAAUUGAAGAAUAUUGCGCAGUUACUGCAGUACACGUACAAUUUCAUGGAGAACACGAAUGGAUGUUUCCGACUAUUUUACGACGCCACACUCAAACUGUCUGCCAUAGCUAUACCCGUUACUUUUUACGCUUUAUUGGAGGGCCUUAAACAUGGAGAGUUUAGUUUGGAGUUCACGACGUUUGUACUGAAUGCUAUCGUUCUGACCAGUAUACCUUGUUACCUAAGUGAUAAACUAUUAGAAAAGGGAGAAGAAGUGCGACUAGCGCUGUACUCGUGCGGGUGGGAGUGUGAGUACAACCGGCGCGUGCGCAUCACUAUACUGCUGCUACUCACGCGCUGCUCCCGGCCUAUAGCCGUGCAGACUAUGUUCACUACUCUCUGUCUAUACGCUGUUACUGAUAUGUUUCAGCAGGCCUACACUAUUUUAAACCUAAUGAAUGCUGUUUGGAACUAAACACAACGUAAAGGGGACUUC